AUGUACAAACUCACGGUUUGUAUACUAAUUUUGAGUUUUCUUUUGUACUCUAGAUUAUCUAACCCGACACUAGCCCGGGUACAAUAUGAAUCUCCAAGUCCUAGAAAAAAAAUGGGAAAAGAAGUUUGGGACCAAAAGGUCUUCAACGAGAUCAAAAUUGGUGCAGCAGGCAGUGUUUCAAGGCGAACUUCUUCAUGUCGUACAAGUUGUAAACCUAGCCAGUCUUGGAGAAUUGAAAGGCGGUUAAGGCAUAUCACGGUUAAGAGAUUCAAACUCCUUGAUUACCUUCCUAUAACAUGUGAUGUCCUUUACUACUAA
Molecule: messenger RNA, 318 nt
Organism: Camelina sativa (false flax)
Lineage: Eukaryota; Viridiplantae; Streptophyta; Magnoliopsida; Brassicales; Brassicaceae
Product: serine rich endogenous peptide 20-like
Source: RefSeq, a predicted model, not a curated record